ACAAUAGAUUUGUGGUUGGUUUUACUUUUCACUGAAGAUUUAUUUAUUUACCUCGUAACAAAUAAUAUAAAAUUAUAUUAAAACCUUAAUCAUAUUAUGGUUCUGUGGAUAUUUCAAUCCUUGAACAAUCAAUAUGGGUGACCACAACUCAUCUGAUUGUUCCUGGAAAAAAAUGGUGAUAGCAAAAGCAAACAACGAAUGGAUAUCUACAAUCAAAACAGAACAAAGUGUUCAAGACUCUGUAAAUUCUUCAGGUUUGGUAGGGGAAUCGGAUUUGAAUGAUGUGAAAAAGGAGCAUGUGGAAUCGUUUAUGGACUUCAACAAAGAUCAUGGAGAAGCAGAGACCAUGUUACAAGAAGUUGAUCCGUUGUUAGUGAUUGCAGAACCUAGAAGACGCAGUAAAGGAUCUGGAUCUAAAAGUGAAACGCCAGAAGAAAGGAAAGCUCGGCUUGCGAAAAUGUCUGCCUAUGCUGCCCAAAGGCUUGCCAAUGAAACUCCAGAGCAACGUGCUAUGAGACUCAAGCGGAUGUCUGAUUAUGCAGCGAGAAGACUUUCUCAAGAAACGCAUGAACAAAGGGCAAAACGGCUUGCUAGAAUGUCUGCUUAUGCAGCAAGGAGAUUAGCUCAAGAGACUCCUGAGCAGAGGGAGGCUCGUUUAGCCAGGAUGUCCAUUUAUGCAGCUAAAAGAAAAAAUGUAGUACAAAAGAAAAGAUCUGUCCAUCACACUGAUGAAAUUACAAAUGAGACCUUUAACCAAAGCUAAAAAAUAUUGGACCCUUAUAUUUUGUUAAUAAAGCCCAAUUUACAUUUCAAAAAGGGUGUGUUGCUUUAAGAUAAUUAUACCCUGCAAUGAUUAUUAGAAAAUUAUUUGAAAUUGUAGUAACUAUUCAUAAUCUAAAAUUUUCCUUCCUUCAAUAAGUUGUGCUUUCAAAAACUUUUUUUAAACAUUAAAACUUACCAUGUCUAGUCUUUUAAACAGUAAAUAAUUUUUUACUUUAAUUCUUUGAGUACAAACAACUCAUUUAUUACAGUAACUAACAAAUUCCAUAACUCAGUGCUGUACUUUUUGAAGUGUAAAUCAGGCUUAUGUUUGUGAGGUUUUAUGCAAUAUUAAGUAACAUAGAAUAAUACUUUUAUAAAUAUUAAUUUAAACAUUUAAGAAUUUAAUGUUAUUUGAUUUUUGUGUAUUGUGAUUACGAUGAGUUUUAAUUAUAGCUAUAAUUGGAACAUAAUAAAUUAAUUUUAUAU
Messenger RNA from Diatraea saccharalis (sugarcane borer), 1248 nucleotides. The record is from the annotation of a GenBank genome assembly. NCBI's taxonomy places the organism in Eukaryota, Metazoa, Arthropoda, Insecta, Lepidoptera, Crambidae.